AUGCUGCAAUUCCACACCUACAAUGUCAGCACCGACACCAUCACUGGAGAGGCCGAACCUUCAAACCCCACACAAAGACCCCGAAUACCACGGAAUGGCAGGGACACGACCCUCGGCAAUGGGCUUGCCCAUUCCUGCGUUUGGAGACGCACGCAACGGGACGACUUGGAUCCGACAACGCGAUCGCAAUGUCCCGCUCUGACAAUGGAUGAAUGCGUACUGGUUCCACCAACCCGCCACAGGAGGCGUGAUAUGGUGGUCCUGCUCCAGUGUUUUUCCAUAGCCCACAUCCCUGCUGUUGCUUUUUUUUUUUCAUGUGCUGUUCCUUGUGUAUUCCCUUAG
Molecule: messenger RNA, 342 nt
Organism: Trypanosoma rangeli
Lineage: Eukaryota; Euglenozoa; Kinetoplastea; Trypanosomatida; Trypanosomatidae
Exons: 1
Coding region: 1-342 (113 amino acids)
Source: RefSeq, a predicted model, not a curated record